Molecule: messenger RNA, 2558 nt
Organism: Hyalella azteca
Lineage: Eukaryota; Metazoa; Arthropoda; Malacostraca; Amphipoda; Hyalellidae
Product: KH domain-containing, RNA-binding, signal transduction-associated protein 3
Exons: 8
Coding region: 86-1465 (459 amino acids)
Biological process (GO): regulation of alternative mRNA splicing, via spliceosome
Cellular component (GO): nucleus
Molecular function (GO): mRNA binding
Source: RefSeq, a predicted model, not a curated record
UACUUAUAAGAACACAUGAAUUUGUAUCCAUGAAUUUUGGACCUACACUAGCCUUGCUCCCUCUGACCCGUCCCCUUCAAGGCAGAUGAUAAUGACUGGCCUGGUGGCGAACUCUACAGUUCAUAAAGUCAAAGCCAGGAAACAAGAAGAUUUUGUGGACAAAAGUGAGAGUGAAAUUACCCCAGCAUUUUCUUGUGUAGCCGAUCAAACUCUAGUCGAUAUCAGUGCACUUGGGCAGGACGAUAGGAGUUUAAGUGAUAACAUAGAUAACUGUGUCAACAUGAAUAACCAUAGCAACAGUAGUAGUAGUGUCAACAUCAACGGUGCCAACAGUAGCUUGAACAACGGCGUUGUCAACAGCAAUGCUAUCAACAAUGGAGCAAGCUGUGCCCGGGAAGUCAACGGACAGAAAUCAACAGGUUUGCGUCGAAGUCGCUCGGACCUUCGCUACGUGGACGUGAUCAGAGAGCGCCCCAUCAGAGUGACGGCUAAGGUGCUGGUGCCUGUGAGGGAACAUCCAAAGUUCAACUUCGUGGGUAAACUUCUUGGUCCCAAAGGCAACUCCAUGAAGAGGCUACAGGAAGAAACUCUGACAAAAAUGGCCGUCCUAGGCAGAGGUUCAAUGAGGGACAAACAAAAGGAGGAGGAACUUAGAGCCUCCGGAGACCCGAAGUACCUGCACUUACUGGAAGACCUACACGUUGAGAUCACGGCAUUCGCGCCCCCUGCGGAAGCCCACGCUCGGAUUGCUUAUUCCUUAGCAGAGAUUCGACGUUACCUCGUACCCGAUAACAAUGACGACAUCCGCAAGCAGCAGAUACGCGAAAUGGAGUUUAUUGGCGACCGCAAAGAUGGCUUGAAAGUCGUUGAUGGCGGCGGCGAAACGCUAAAUGGCCACGGUGGUCCCGGUCUCGGCAGGAUGGACGGUGAAGACAGAAGUGGAAGGCCAGCUAGUCCCACAGAUCUACGCAGAAGCGACCCAGGUUCACCGUGUUCAGCGUCCCGCUUAGCAUCACCGAUGACGGGUAACAUUCUGUCAUCACUUCACCACCACCCUCUGCCACCACCACUUCCACUCACUCACCCACAUCAUCGUUCCCAUUCCUCCCAUUCUCCUAUAGGACCCGUUCACUCCCCACUUGGUCAGUCCCCUUUAAAUCACCAUCCCCACGACCUACCCCCACCUCGGUUGCUGCCGUGGGGCUACGGCAGUUCACGGAGACGGGUGCUUACGAUCCUCGACAAGGCGAGAACUGCUCUCGACCACACCUAUGAACAGGAGUCUUAUUCAGACUAUUAUUACGAGGAAUAUGACGAUUACGGAGGCAUGGAAGACUACCGGGACAUCUACAGCCCCGACUGCUACGAUAGCGGAGGCGGGUGGCCACGAUACAAGCCUCUGCUGACGCCUGGAAGGGACCGCCCUGGGCGCUGUCGCUCCUCUCCUUACUCGAGGCCUAAGUAGUUAUUAUAGAUGCUGCAUGAGAAACCUACUUGCUAAUUUGGAUUGUGAGUCUUAAAGAGUUGCUAAAUAAACUCUCUGGUUUGCUUAUUGUAUUAUAAUCUUUGGUUGUGAGUGCUGAAGCAUUGCUUAGCAAACUCUCUGGUCUGCUUACCGUAUUUCAAACUUAGGUUGUGAAAGCUGAAGCGUUGCUUGGCAAACUCUCGAUCUGGUCUGCUUACCGUAUUAUAAAGUUAGGUUGUGAGUGCUGAAGCAUUGCUUGGCGAACUCUCUGGUCUGCUUACCGCGUUACAAAGUUAGGUUGUUAGAACUGAACCAUUGCUUGGCAAACUCUGUGGUCUGUUUGCCGUAUUACAAACUUUGGUUGUGAGUGCUACUCUCUGGUCUGCUUACCGUAUUAAAAACUUAGGUUGUGAGUGCUGAACCAUUGCUUGGCAAACUCUCUGGUCUGCUCACCGCGUUACAAACUUAGGUUGUGAGUGCUGAAGCGUUGCUUGGCAAACUCUAUAGUCUGCUUACCGUAUUGAAAACUUUGGUUGCGAGUGCUAAGGUAUUGCUUGGCAAGGCCUCUGGUCUGCUUACCGUAUGACAAACUUAGGUUGCGAGUGCUAAGGUAUUGCUAGCAAACUCCGUGUUGUGCUUACCGUAUUUGUACAGCGUCCUUGAACAAUAAAUAAUUUAUAACAUUCACACCGGAUUGAUGGAGAGACCAAUAAACUUUCACAUGAUGAUUUGAAUCAAUUAUUCUUCAGAUCUUAUAUUAAUGUUAGAUCUUUUCGGUGAUGUGUUACAGUUUUAUCGAUGUAAAAUGGCUUGCUGAUUCUCAACCAGUUUUUAUUCAUGUGCGAUUUAGUUUCGCCGAAUUUUGGUUUUCUGUAUCACUUAUCAAAUCAUUUAAAGAAUUCAUCAAUUGCUGAGAACGACUAAAUAAUAAUAAAUGGUAAAAUUUAGAAUGAAUGAUAAUAUAAGGCUUCUAUUUCUGAAACAUGCUAAUAUAUGAAAAAAAUUAACAUAAAAUACUCUACAAUUUUUCAUUCACCUUUCCAAUUAGUUUGAAAUACUGCAUCAAACCAAAUCAACUAAUAACUAUUCAUAG